Electrophorus electricus (electric eel) is the source of this 1324-nucleotide messenger RNA. It is a transcript of the gene dhrs13a.2, whose product is annotated as dehydrogenase/reductase (SDR family) member 13a, tandem duplicate 2. Lineage: Eukaryota; Metazoa; Chordata; Actinopteri; Gymnotiformes; Gymnotidae. The record is from RefSeq and is a predicted model, not a curated record.
AGGGGUAAACCUGUAUGACAGGCCUCGGUUCGUCAUAGCAGCUCAGUACAAAAGGGCUCACACUGGCUCUGCUUCAGGACAGACCUCUUUCACCCGCAGGAGAACUGAAACACAUCCGCUUGCAAAAUGUUGCAUCUUGCGUUUGGUCUUGUGGCGAUCGGAAUUGUCUACGUCGCUCUCGUGGAAACCUUGUUUAAGAAGUCCAAAUGUAAAGGGACGACAGAAAUGACUGGAAAAACAGUAAUAAUUACCGGUGGGAAUACAGGCAUUGGAAAAGCCACAGCAAUGGACCUUGCUGGUAGAGGAGCAAGAGUUAUCUUGGCUUGCAGGAACCAAAGGAAAGCUGAGACUGCCAUCCGUGACAUUGAGAAAGUGACGGGCAGUACGGAUGUGGUGUAUGUGCAUCUCGACCUGAGCAGUCUGAAAUCUGUACGUUCUUUCGCGGAGACCAUCCUAAAAACAGAAUCUAACCUGGAUCUUCUCAUUAACAAUGCAGGCCUUGUAGCAGAUGGUCGAACGGAAGAUGGUUUUGGUAUAGAGUUUGGUGUCAAUCAUCUUGGGCAUUUCUUGCUUACUUACCUCUUGCUGGACAAACUAAAAGAGCGCUCGGGAGCUCGGGUCAUCACUCUGUCAUCCCUGGCACAUCGCUGGGGUAAAAUCGACUUUGAUACCCUGGCCGCAAGCAAAGACCUGGGCAGCGGGAGAUACAGUUGGCAGUUCUUCCAGGCUUACUGCAACAGCAAGCUCUGUAAUGUUCUAUUCACACACGAGCUGGCCAAGAGGUUGAAGGGUACCAAUGUCACCUGCUACAGUGUUCAUCCUGGUAUUGUGAAAACGGAGCUCUCCCGUCACGUCAGUCUCUGGCAAAAGGUGUUCAUCGAACCUGUUGCCUGGCUCCUCUUCCUGGACCCGCAGACUGGCGCCCAGACAACUCUCCACUGUGCCCUUCAGGAGGGCAUCGAAGCACUCAGUGGGCGGUACUUCUCUUGCUGUGCUGUUCAGGACGUCAGCGCUAAAGCCAGAGACGAUGCAGUUGCCAAGAAGCUCUGGGAAGUUAGCAAGAGAUUAUGUGGUCUCUCCUAAACCUAGAAGAACUGUCUAGCGUCAGGAAUGAACCAAUACGCGGUCGCUCAGGUGUUGGCGAUUUGAUUUGAAUCAGUGUUGGAAGUUAGUGUUUGAUAAUAGAAGACUUAGUGCUAUUUUUAUGAAUGUGAUGGAUGAUGUCUUUGACAUGAAAUUCAUUGUGGAGAAAAACUGUACAUUGUUAAAUGCACAGUUUAUCCAGUCUUAUUGUUCAUAUUGUUUUUCAGAUACAGAAAUUUUA